AUGUCUGGCUAUUUCGGUGGUUUUUCUCUCAACAAGCUGACUGACACCAUUACGUCAGCAGCCCACAAGACUCAGGACAAAUUGAGCACUGCAAUCGCCAAUAUACAACUCGAUGAUCCACAGGCCAAGCUCUCGUUAAAGGCUCGGAAACACUACUUGCAAGAAACCCUCGGUACCAUCGACGACAUCAGCAAAUUGCCACCCCAAUAUCAGUUCCUCGAAAAGAAAUGCGACUAUUUGGAAAAGGUGUGUAAAAGAAUGCUUGUGGUGACCAAAACUUUCGAAGUCGAAGGGUACGACUACCCUCCAAACUUGACGGAAAGCUUCUCAGAUUGGUGGUCCACCAACAAGGAAGGUAUCUUCAGCUUCAUGGAUUCCAAAAAGAAAACCAAAAAGUCAGAACCAGAAAAGGAAGACCCGGAGGCAUUCUUGCCUCGUUCUUUCGCACAGGCGUUGUCUAAGGCGGCCAAGGACUCUGGAGAGUUACUCAAGGAAUUGGAAACUGAACAAAAGGCGUCAGCCGAGGAAGAAGACGAAGAGGACGAAGACAUCUCCUCUUUAGUCAAGAUGUUUGAUGCCUGGGCCGAUGCUCAAUACAAGAUCGACCUCGGAAAGGCCGAGAUGGACUCUUUGAUGGUCAAAGAGUUCAACCAAAAAUUGAGCAACAUGAUUAAUGACGAUUUCAAGAAAGCCCGUGCCUUACGUAAGAAAGUCGAGGACUCCAGAUUGAAGUUCGACACUAUGCGCUAUGAACUGAAAUUAAGAGAGGAAGAAGCCCAGGCUAAGGCUAAGGCUUCCUUAACUGAAGAGUCUGCUGCUCCAACCGAAUCCAAACAAGCUCAACCCGCCGAAUCACAAUCAGAAAACACAGAAAAGGAAACUGCUGCUGAAAAAACCGCCGCAGAAGAUGCUCCUAGUGCGAAAACUGAAGUUGCACAAGAACCUGCUGAAGAACCCGUACAAGAACCUGCUGAAGAACCUGCGGAAGAGACUGCAGAGACUGCUACUACCGAGGAAACACACGGCUCCGAACCUGAAAAGGCUGUUCUCCCUGAAGACGACCCUGAACAAAAGUUGCUAGAAAAGUUGGAGGAUGAAUUUGUUUCCAACACCACUGAAGCUGUCGAAACCAUGGGUGAAAUCACCGACAGUUCCGAAGUCAUUUCAUUAGUUAAAUUGUUCCAUAAUUUCCAACUGAUUUACCACCGCCAAUGUGUGCGGGACUUGGAAGAUAGCAUGAAGAUACUAAAUGGUUUGGAUGGGGAGGAAAAUUAA
Messenger RNA from Lachancea fermentati, 1275 nucleotides. NCBI's taxonomy places the organism in Eukaryota, Fungi, Ascomycota, Saccharomycetes, Saccharomycetales, Saccharomycetaceae. The record is from the annotation of a GenBank genome assembly.